Messenger RNA from Strongylus vulgaris, 255 nucleotides. The record is from the annotation of a GenBank genome assembly. NCBI's taxonomy places the organism in Eukaryota, Metazoa, Nematoda, Chromadorea, Rhabditida, Strongylidae.
AUGCUACUGGAACGUCAUUUUGCUGGAAUAUACGACACGGAAAGCCGCGGAGAUGUACUAAUAAAGGGAAAAGGAGUCAUGGAAACGUACUGGGUUCACGGCCGUCGUGGGGAGCAUACAAACACUUAUUUAGAGGCUGACGACUUGGACGAGAGAUCAGUGUUAGGAUCUGAAGCGUGUAAGCCCAUUGACGAAACGAUAAUCGCUGCUGCUGAUAAUCCCCUUUAUAGAGAGUACCUGCUUCAAAAUGCAUGA